ACUUUGCAAUGAUUGCGAUAUAUUCCAGUUUAUCAUCGUGCGAUAUAAACUACUGCGUAUUGCUAACAAUCAUUCUACCAAUCAUGAAGUAUAUUUUGACUUUCCUCGCGGCUUUAGUCGUCGUUGGAGUUUCUGCGAAUCCACUUAAUGGCAAUCGUACGAAUUUAUUGAACGGCAAUAGAUCAAAUAUAUUUAGUGAAAAUUUUUUAGAUAUAUUUAAUGGCAAUUAUACGCCAUCUUUGGAAAGAGAAUUCUCAGAUUUCUUUAGACUCAUACCUCUGGACAAACUAGGUGAAAUUUUUGAAACUUACAAGAAUGAUCCCGAGAUAAUAAACGCAAUAUAUUACUUAAAAAGUGAUAAGCUCCACCAAUUGGUAUAUGCGGUAGAAGACUUGCCAGAAUUUCAUAAAUACGUUCUCUAUUUUCAAGAAGCAGGAUUAGACAAAAUUAGACAACUUAAAGUAUUACAUUUAAUAUUUGGAAUGAAAGAUUAUGUACCACCAAAAUCAUCGCAUGAUGUAUUUAAGAAGAGAAACAAUUUUAAACCUGGAUUUAAAGGUUUCAUCGAGGCAUACAUCGGGAUCCUUCCUACAAAGGAAAUCAAGGAACUUUACGAAAAGAAAAGCAAAGAAUCGGAAAGCUUUGCCAAAUUCAUCUCUUAUUAUAAAAGCAACAAGCACUCAAUAUUGCGUCAAAAACUUAGUGAAACUCCUGAAGUACAAACACUUCUGAAAAUGUUGAAGUUAGUUGGUAUUGAUUACAUGGGGAUUGAAGAUCUUUAUCUACGUAUAAUUGGCAUGAGACAAUAAAUCAUUCAAAUAUUUAGAAUAAAAUUGUUCUAUGGUAUAUAUAAUAAAUAUAUUUUUUUUUGUAAUGCAAAUAAAUGUAUAUUUUUUGUAGCUUACAUUUAGAAAUUAAUAAAAGUACAAUGCAUUUAAAAGUUUUUAAUCAAUGAAUUUUACAGUUCACAAUCAGAUCCCCAUACUUCUCUUCGUUUUUAGAAACUCUGAUUCCGUUAACCGUUAAACUAACGUUAGAACUAUCGAUUUAGUUUUUAUCAUAUCUGUCAAUUUGUAGGUAAUUUAAACAAACAAAUUACUUGUAUAUAACAUACAAAUGAUCAAAAUAAACUAAGAAAUAGAUUUCUUUAGUUAACA
Molecule: messenger RNA, 1157 nt
Organism: Vespula pensylvanica (western yellowjacket)
Lineage: Eukaryota; Metazoa; Arthropoda; Insecta; Hymenoptera; Vespidae
Exons: 2
Coding region: 9-809 (266 amino acids)
Biological process (GO): DNA repair
Molecular function (GO): catalytic activity
Source: RefSeq, a predicted model, not a curated record